AUGGCCGCAUACGUCUGGAACGCUGAUGCUACCCUCCGAAUCACCGACGCCCUCAGAGGCAGUGUCACCUGCAUCGGCCGAGCAGCGAGAAGAUUCGAUGCGCGAUGUGGUUGGAGAAUCGAUGCCCAAUCUGCUUCCGACGCAGCGGCAGCCCGUAACCUGCUCCGAGUCAUGAGCGAGAGUCCCCCAACCGCCGUCACCUCCGCGCAACUCCAUAAGCUUGCCAAUCAUUGCCUGUGCGAAUGCCACAAGGAACAAAUUGACCGAGCCAAAUCAGAAUUGAAAAGCUACCUUGCUGUGGCUGUUCAAGCAUACGAACAGUACCGAAACGCAACCCGACAGCAUGAAGCCUUCCGUACCCAGUUAUUGGAACCCCUUGGUCUGCCGGACGACGAAGAGAGCGAUGAGACCGUGAUUCGUCGUGUCAGAAGCGUGACCGGUCUCGCAGACUAA
This is a messenger RNA of Fonsecaea multimorphosa CBS 102226, 453 nucleotides long. RefSeq lists its product as uncharacterized. The transcript has a single exon. Bases 1 to 453 code for a protein of 150 amino acids. Lineage: Eukaryota; Fungi; Ascomycota; Eurotiomycetes; Chaetothyriales; Herpotrichiellaceae. The record is from RefSeq and is a predicted model, not a curated record.